GCUCGGCUCCCCGCCGGACUCGCACCCCGACCCGGCCCGCACUGCGGCCCUGCCGCCGCCACCAUGUCCCUGCACGGCAAACGGAAGGAGAUCUACAAGUAUGAAGCGCCCUGGACGGUCUACGCCAUGAACUGGAGUGUGCGGCCCGACAAGCGCUUUCGCCUGGCCCUGGGCAGCUUCGUGGAAGAGUACAACAACAAGGUCCAGCUUGUUGGCUUAGAUGAAGAGAGUUCAGAGUUUAUUUGCCGAAACACCUUUGACCAUCCGUACCCCACCACAAAGCUCAUGUGGAUCCCAGACACAAAAGGUGUCUAUCCAGACCUCCUGGCAACAAGUGGCGACUAUCUGCGUGUGUGGCGGGUUGGUGAAACAGAGACCAGGCUGGAAUGUCUGCUAAACAAUAACAAGAACUCUGACUUCUGUGCUCCUCUGACCUCCUUCGACUGGAAUGAGGUGGAUCCUUAUCUUUUAGGUACUUCAAGCAUUGACACAACUUGUACCAUCUGGGGACUGGAGACGGGGCAGGUGCUGGGACGAGUGAACCUUGUGUCUGGUCAUGUGAAGACCCAGCUGAUCGCCCAUGACAAAGAGGUCUAUGACAUUGCAUUUAGCCGCGCCGGGGGUGGCAGGGACAUGUUUGCCUCCGUGGGCGCUGAUGGCUCCGUUCGGAUGUUUGACCUCCGCCAUCUAGAACAUAGCACCAUCAUUUAUGAAGACCCACAGCAUCAUCCGCUGCUGCGUCUCUGCUGGAAUAAGCAGGACCCUAACUACCUGGCCACUAUGGCCAUGGAUGGAAUGGAGGUGGUGAUCUUGGAUGUCCGAGUUCCCUGCACACCUGUCGCCAGGUUAAAUAACCACCGAGCAUGUGUCAAUGGCAUUGCUUGGGCUCCACAUUCCUCUUGCCACAUCUGUACUGCAGCGGAUGACCAUCAGGCUCUCAUCUGGGACAUCCAGCAAAUGCCCCGGGCCAUCGAGGACCCUAUCCUGGCCUACACAGCUGAAGGAGAGAUCAAUAAUGUGCAGUGGGCAUCGACGCAGCCUGACUGGAUUGCCAUCUGCUACAACAACUGCCUGGAGAUCCUCAGAGUGUAGUGCUGGUGGCACCAGGCCUGCGAGGCAGGGGCUCGUGUGGUUCCCGCCUCUGCUCCACCCCCAAAGUAAGAAGAAACCUGUUUCCAGUGGCCAGUAUGGCUUUCGUUGCUUUGUGCCCACUGUUUCCAGAAGCUGCUCUAGGAGUUCCUGGCCAGUCACCCCAUCGCUUUCUGGGCCGGACUCAGUGCUGUGGGGCACCUCCUCAGCCCAGGGCAGCGGGUGAAGAUUUCCUCUGCUUUCCUCUUCUUAGUUCCUC
Chrysochloris asiatica (Cape golden mole) is the source of this 1348-nucleotide messenger RNA. RefSeq names its product DDB1 and CUL4 associated factor 7 (gene DCAF7). The coding region runs from base 64 to 1092 and encodes 342 amino acids. Lineage: Eukaryota; Metazoa; Chordata; Mammalia; Afrosoricida; Chrysochloridae. The record is from RefSeq and is a predicted model, not a curated record. The transcript has 7 exons. Gene Ontology annotation, cellular component: nucleus. Gene Ontology annotation, molecular function: protein binding.